Trichosurus vulpecula (common brushtail) is the source of this 7135-nucleotide messenger RNA. RefSeq names its product fms related receptor tyrosine kinase 1 (gene FLT1). Gene Ontology annotation, cellular component: plasma membrane; signaling receptor complex. NCBI's taxonomy places the organism in Eukaryota, Metazoa, Chordata, Mammalia, Diprotodontia, Phalangeridae. The record is from RefSeq and is a predicted model, not a curated record. Gene Ontology annotation, biological process: positive regulation of angiogenesis; multicellular organism development; protein phosphorylation. Gene Ontology annotation, molecular function: vascular endothelial growth factor receptor activity; ATP binding. The transcript has 30 exons. The coding region runs from base 313 to 4338 and encodes 1341 amino acids.
GCAAAGACUGCCGCGGCUGCGGUGGCAGAGGAGAGCAGCACGCGUCCCGUAGACGCCGCAGCGGGCUCCCGGGGCACUCGGCCAAGACGAUUGGAGGCAGGCGCGGGUUUGGGAGUUAAGAAUUGGAUGGUUACGCUUUUCCUGGGCCCGAGCAGCCACGCUGCCUAGCGCGACGGAGAAACUUUGAGCACCAGGAACCGAAGGCACUGGCGGAGUUGAGCCGGAGCGCAAGGGGGCCCAUCCGGCUUUAUUUAUUGGCGCCUCUGGGAAAAGAAGGGACAGACAUCUACCCACCUUGCCGCGUCCCUUACCAUGUUCAGCUGGGUGGUCACCGGGGCCGCGCUCUCGGUCCUACUGGGCUGUCUGCUUCUCACAGGAUCCAGUUCAGGGUCCAAAUUGAAAGGACCUGAACUAAGUUUAAAAGGCACACAAUAUGUCAUUCAAGCAGACCAGACAUUAUAUCUUAAAUGCAGGGGGGAAGUGGCCCAUUCAUGGUCUUUGCCUAAGACUGUGAGUAAAGAAAGCAAAAGACUGAGCAUCACCACAUCUGUCUGUGGGAGGAAUGGUAAACAGUUCUGCAGCACCCUGACCUUGGGCAGGGCACAGGCCAAUCACACGGGCUACUAUAGCUGCAGAUACUUAUCGACACCUGUUUCAAAGAAAAAGAGAACAGAAUCUACAAUCUAUAUAUUUAUAAAUGACACAGGCAGUCCAUUUGUAGAGCCUCACAGCAUCAUGCCUGAAACUGUACAUAUGACUGAAGGACGGGAAAUGAUCAUUCCCUGUCGAGUUUCAGCACCAGACAUCACCGUUACAUUGAAAAAGUUUCAGAUUCCUGAUGUGAAGACCCUGAUUCCUGAUGGGAAGACAAUAAUCUGGGACAAUAAGAGGGGUUUUAUUAUACCAAAGCCAACAUACAGAUUCAUAGGACUUCUGAGCUGUGAAACAACAGUCAAUGGCCAUUUGUACAGCACAAAUUAUCUAACAUAUCGACAAGACAACACAAUCAUUGAUGUCCAGUUAAGUACACUAAAUCCAAUUAAAUUACUGAAAGGUCAGACUCUUGCCCUCAAUUGUACUGUUACUGCUGCCUGGAACACAAGAGUUCAGAUGACUUGGAAUUAUCCUGGUGAAGCAAAUAAUAGAGCUUCUAUCACUCCAAGGUUUGAUCAAAGUAAUUCCCAAGCCAAUGUAUUCUACAGCACUCUUAUAAUUGACAAAGUGCAAAGCAAAGACAAAGGACUUUAUACAUGUCAGGUGAAAAGUGGACCAUCCUUCAGAUCUGCUAACACAACAGUGCAUGUAUAUGAAAAACCGUUUAUCACCGUGAAACAUCGAAAACAGCAGGUGCUUGAAACGAUAGCGGGCAAACGGUCCUAUCGGCUUUCUAUGAAAGUGAAGGCAUUUCCCUCGCCAGAGGUUGUAUGGUUAAAGAAUGGGUUACCUGCUGUUGAGAAAUGUCCUCGAUAUGUGAUGCAUGGCUAUUCCCUAAUUAUCAAGGAUGUGGCAGAAGAGGAUACAGGAGAUUAUACAAUUUUGCUGAGCCUAAAACAAGCAAAAAUAUCCAAAAAUCUAACAACCACUCUCAUUGUAAAUGUGAAACCCCAAAUUUAUGAAAAAGCUGUGUCAUCAUUCCCAGAUCCUAAUCUCUACCCACUGGGUAGCCAACAGAGCCUGACUUGUACUGUUUAUGGUGUUCCCCAACCUACAAUUAAGUGGAUUUGGUAUCCUUGUGGCCAAAACUAUUCCAAAGCAAGGUAUGACUUUUGCUCUAACAAUGACAGAUCUUUCAACUUGGAUGCUGACAGCAAAAUUGGAAAUAGAAUCCAGACCAUCACUCAACGUAUGGCCGUAAUAGAAGGCAAGAAUAAGAUUGCAAGCACUCUGGUCGUGGCUGACUCUAGAGCUUCUGGCAUCUAUAGCUGUGUGGCUUCAAAUAAAGUCGGACAUGUGGAAAGAAACAUUAGCUUUUAUGUCACAGAUGUGCCUAAUGGAUUUCAUGUUAACUUGGAAAAAAUGCCUGCUGAAGGAGAAGAUCUGAAAUUGUCUUGCAUGGUCAGCAAAUUCUUAUACAGAGACAUUACUUGGAUCUUGCUUCGAACAGUGAACAAUCGAACGAUGCACCACAGCAUCAGCAAACAAAAAAUGGCUGUCACCAAGGACUACUCCAUCACACUGAAUCUCACCAUCAAGAAUGUUUCUCUGGAAGAUUCAGGCACCUAUGCCUGCAGAGCCAGGAACAUUUAUACCGGGGAAGAAAUUCUUCAAAAGAAAGAAGUUACAAUUAGAGAUCAGGAAGCACCCUACCUCCUCCGUAACCUCAGUGAUCAGAUAGUGGCCAUCAGCAACUCCACCACUUUAGACUGUCAGGCAAAAGGUGUGCCAGAACCACAGAUAACCUGGUUUAAAAACAACCAUGAAAUACAGCAAGAGCCAGGUAUUAUUUUGGGCCCAGGAAGCAGCACACUGUUUAUUGAAAGAGUCACAGAGGAGGAUGAAGGCUUCUACCGUUGCAAAGCCACCAACCAGAAAGGUUCUGUACAGAGCUCAGCAUACCUCACUGUACAAGGAACCUCGGACAAAUCCAACCUGGAGCUAAUCACUCUGACAUGCACCUGUGUGGCUGCAACCCUCUUCUGGCUCUUGCUGACUCUCUUUAUUCGAAAACUGAAAAGGACUUCUUCUGAAAUAAAGACAGAUUAUCUAUCAAUUAUAAUGGAUCCAGAUGAAGUCCCUCUUGAUGAGCAAUGUGACCGACUACCCUAUGACGCCAACAAGUGGGAGUUUGCCCGAGAAAGACUUAAGCUGGGAAAAUCACUUGGACGUGGAGCUUUUGGAAAAGUGGUCCAAGCAGCUGCAUUUGGCAUUAAGAAAUCGCCCACGUGCCGGACAGUGGCUGUGAAAAUGCUGAAAGAGGGGGCCACAGCCAGUGAAUACAAAGCUUUGAUGACCGAGCUUAAGAUCCUGACCCAUAUUGGACACCAUCUGAAUGUGGUGAACCUACUGGGAGCCUGUACCAAGCAUGGAGGUCCUCUCAUGGUGAUAGUUGAAUACUGCAAAUAUGGAAAUUUAUCCAACUAUCUCAAGAGCAAAAGAGAUUUCUUCUUUCUCAAUAAGGAUGCAGCCUUACACACUGAGCCCAAGAAAGAAAAGGAGUCUGAGCUCGAACAAGGCAAGAAACAAAGACUGGACAGUGUCACCAGCAGUGAGAGCUUUGCUAGCUCUGGAUUUCAGGAAGAUAAAAGUCUGAGUGAUGUUGAGGAGGAAGAGGAGGAUUCUGAUGAUUUCUACAAGCAACCCAUCACCAUGGAAGAUCUCAUUUCGUACAGUUUUCAAGUGGCCAGAGGCAUGGAGUUCUUAUCUUCUAGAAAGUGCAUUCACCGAGAUCUGGCAGCCCGAAACAUCCUUUUAUCUGAAAACAAUGUAGUGAAGAUUUGUGACUUUGGCCUCGCUAGAGAUAUUUACAAGAAUCCUGAUUAUGUGAGAAAAGGAGAUACCCGGCUUCCGCUUAAAUGGAUGGCUCCUGAAUCCAUCUUUGACAAAAUCUAUAGUACAAAGAGUGAUGUGUGGUCUUAUGGGGUGCUGCUAUGGGAAAUAUUCUCCUUAGGUGCUUCUCCCUACCCAGGAGUGCAAAUUGAUGAAGAUUUCUGCAGCCGUCUGAAGGAAGGCACCAGGAUGAGAGCUCCAGAAUAUGCUACUUCGGAAAUUUAUCAAAUCAUGUUGGAUUGCUGGCAUAAGGACCCCAAAGAAAGGCCAAGAUUUUCUGAAUUGGUGGAAAAACUAGGAGACUUGCUUCAAGCAAAUGUGCAAAAGGAUGGUAAAGACUAUAUUCCACUGAAUAAUAUACUGACUGGAAGUAAUGGGUUCACAUAUUCCACCCCUGCCUUCUCUGAACCCUAUUUCAAAGAAGAUAGUUCAACUCCGAAAUUCAGUUCAGGAAGUUCUGAUGAUGUCAGAUAUGUAAAUGCUUUCAAAUUCACGCACCCACAGAGAGUAAAAACCUUUGAAGAGCUUUCCCCAAAGGCCACCACAGUGUUUGAGGAUUACCAGGCAGAUAGCGGCAUGGUGUUGGCACCUCAAGAGCUGAAGCGCUUCACUUGGACAGAGAGCAAACCUAAGUCUCCCUUGAUGUUUGGCUUAAAAGUGACCAGCAGAAGCAAGGAAUCAGGCCUUUCUGAUAUGACCAGGCCUACUUUCUGCCAUUCCAGCUGCGGUCAUGUCAACGAAGUGAAUCGCAGAUUUACAUAUGACAACUCUGAGCUGGAAAGGAAGAUCUCAUGCUGCUCUCCUCCUCCUGACUACAAUUCAGUGGUCUUGUACUCCAACCCACCAGUCUAAAACUUUAGCAUAAAGAAGUAUUGCAAGAAGCAAAUGCAUAUUUAUAUCCAGUAUAAAUUAGUUUUCUCCAGUGUAAUACACUUACAUUUUAACCCUUUUCCUUUCCACAGGAGCCAUUUAAAAAAAUUUUUAAGAGUGCUUUUCCAGACUAACAAAAAAAAUGAAAACAUGAACAUGAACAGAGGCAUUCUCACUAAAACCUUUAGAUACAUAGUAAAUGAUCUAAAUUAUUUCUGGGCCCAACAGCAUAACCAUACCAUAUAUGCCCCUGGGGAGUCUAGCAUCUGGCCUCAUUUGGAUAAUCAAGGAAAAACAGUGACCGUCCGAUAAAAGAAAUCAAGAGAGGUAGCAUAGUAUAGAGCACUGACUUGGAUUCAGGGGACCUGGACCCAUAUUCCAGCUCUCUUACCUGUGUGACCUUGGGAAAGUUACUUUCCUGGCCUGUAAAAUGAAGGGGUUGGAUUAGAUGAUUGCUAAGCCCUUAUCCAACUCUCAAUUCUAUUUUCCUAUUUCCUAGGAGACCAAUAAGUAUCUUUGGUUCUUGUUCUGAGACUCUCUGGGUUCUAGGUCAUCCUUUUAUCUGGAGCCCCAUCAGCAUCAAAACAAAGAAUGGCAUUUUUUUAAAGCUCUGAGGGCCAACUGCGAGCUAAACAUUUACCAUGGGUACCACAAGUAUACUUAAGAUAUAAGAAUGGGGUACAGGAGGAGAGAGGAGAGAAGAAAGGAGACAUAGACAAAAGAAAGGAAAAGGCAAGAAAAAGAGCUGUGUCUCUGUGGUGGGAGCUAGGAGAAUAGCAUAGCACCCACAUCAUGGGCUGCUUCUUCCUAAUCUAUCUUAGAUUUGGGGCAUGUAAAAUGGGGGAGUAGAAAGAGUGAUGGGGUGAAGGAACUUUUUUUUUCUGAAUUCCAGGAAGGGAAGAAUAAAGACAUUCCUUGGAAAUGUUACCGUAAACCAUUCUCAUCCUAAGAAAUUUUCAUUGUAACAUUAGUACCAUUUAGCUGGCCUUAACAAAUCUCACGGCUCUGCCUUUCCUAUGCACAGUUCUGGAGAUGCCAUGCCAGGAUGGCUCCAGCUUCUUCUAUUCAUGGUUCACAUGAAGCUAGUGGUCAUUAGCUUGGGCUUAUGACUGUUGGAUCUAAUGAAUGCUGGCUGUUGGGCUCAGGGCCACAUUUUAGACUUACAAUGAUGAAUGUCAUUAUCAUCAACAGUAUUAAUGUACAGGAGCUAAAAGCUAUUUAUGUUGCUUUUGUACCAGAUUUUGUAUAGUGAUUCCUGAAAGGAAGUUUAGAGUGAAGAUGUAGGCUUUUGGAGACAGACUCUAGGACAAGAUUUUCGAAUUGGCAAAAUAAAGGCUGGGGAAAGGGAAAAAAAAACAUCCACCUUUGAAACCAAUUCAUCUCCUCCAAUAAGGUCAGGCAACAAGAAAGAUACCUAAAUCCCUAUUUCAGCUAAUUAGCUGAUGUGAUAGGGAUUCCUUCUCUCCUAUAGGGAAUUCUUGAGAACAUGAACUAAAUAUUAUCUAUCAAGCACUUUAAAAUUCUUGUAGCACAUAAUCUAUAAGGUCUUAUGUCAUCUAUUCAAGCCAUUAGAAUUAGGCGAGGUUGGAUAGUCCAAGUCCUAGAAGAGGAAUGUCCCCUUUCACUUGCCUUAAGUCAUUGGGCCUAAAUACAGAGGGAUGAAGGAAGAGAGCCAGGAUGUCAAAAAGUGUUCAUUUUGAGGGCCUGGAGAUUUAGGCCUGGCUUGAGCUGAAACCCAUAAAAGAAAACUGAGGCUAAAGUUUGGUCAUACUUGAAGAAAAGCCGUGUGCUCCCACUGGGAUCUCUAUCCAGAAGCAGACAGACCAAUCAACAUUAUGGAAGUUGCUAUUCUCUUUAGAAUAAACUACAUUUCAUUGUCCUCAAAUGUAUAAGUUGAAUGAGAGAGGGAUUUUAUGCUUUCUUAUUUGACCUACUCUUUCAACUGCAUGUCCCAAAGUUUCAUUUGCAUGGAAAAGGAAAGAACAAAGUAUCAUUUAAAUAGGAACAUUCCCAGAAAGGAAAAUGGAAGCCCAAAGGUGAGUAGUGAGUGUGGCUGGAUGAUCUAGAUAUACCAGAGAAGAAAUGAAGCAAAAUAAAAGGCAGAGUCAGUACCUGUGGGAAGGUAAGGCUGUGUCUUCUCUCUUCUUUACACUUCCCACCAGUCGUAGCUGACUAGAAGUAUGAGUUAGACAGCCAGAAAUAUCAGGAAAUAUAACAGGAAUUAAAAAAAGACAAAAUCCCGAAUCAAUUCUCUAAUUUUCCAAAUCGAACAAAGACAAUGAUAUAGAAAAGCUUACAACGAGGUUGUCUAUUAUCAGAGCCAGCAACUCCAAACAAAGUCAGGCAGCAUCAUUUCAUAAUUAAAAUAGAAAAUUUCAUUUCAUGGUUAAUGAGGGGGAUGGAAUGAUGCAGGUUGAGCAGGGAACAGCUUAUUAGGUCGUACUCAGCCAGGAAAAAAUGCUGAUUAGACAUUCAAAACAAAGCUUUGACAGUGAUUAAACAUUGGAGUUAUGCCUGGUUUCUCAGUCCAUAAGAAUCUUGAACCAGAAGCCUAAUCUUUCUAAUACAUCUUUGAUCAAGUGGGUAGAAAAUAUAUGUAUAUAUAUAUAUAUUUAUAUGUAUAUGCUUUUUGUGCACAAAUAUUUAAGGAAACUGGAAUUUUUAAGGUUACUUUUAUACAAACAGAAUGUAUGCUGCAGUUAUGAAUGAGUUUUGGUCCUGUCUUGUAUUUCUAGUCAUUUAACAAAAUGUGUUUUAAGUAUCUUCAUAUAAUAAAUUA